Molecule: messenger RNA, 860 nt
Organism: Xylona heveae TC161
Lineage: Eukaryota; Fungi; Ascomycota; Xylonomycetes; Xylonales; Xylonaceae
Product: putative vacuolar transporter chaperon Vtc1
Exons: 2
Coding region: 101-481 (126 amino acids)
Cellular component (GO): fungal-type vacuole membrane; vacuolar transporter chaperone complex
Source: RefSeq, a predicted model, not a curated record
AGAAUACGAAACUUCAAGCAAUUUUUCUACAUUCCUCGCUUUGUUAUACGUUUCAUCUGACGACCUCCCUACUUCAAUUGCGGUUGUACAGAGCUUCGCUAUGUCUACUCAGCCGUUACUCCAGACCGCACCCGGCAAGCGCAUUGCCCUUCCAACUCGUGUCGAACCUAAGGUCUUCUUCGCAAAUGAGCGUACCUUCUUAUCAUGGCUCAACUUCACGGUCAUUCUCGGCGGUCUCGCCGUCGGCCUUCUCAACUUCGGCGAUAGCGUUGGCCGUAUCAGCGCCGGUCUAUUCACAAUCGUCGCCAUGGCGGCCAUGAUCUACGCUCUCAUCACAUACCACUGGCGAGCAAAGAGUAUUCGAAUGCGGGGCCAGGGUGGUUUCGACGAUCGGUUCGGUCCGACGAUUUUGGCUAUCGCCCUGCUGGCUGCGGUUGUGGUCAACUUCGUUCUGAGAAUAACAAGAGUCGAGAAGAAUUAAUUGUUCCCACGGGUUGAUCGACGACCAUUCAACAUUAUUGGAGAGAAUGGGUGGACAUGGAGAAAGGCCAUUUAUACCUCCAAGGAUUUACCGAGCGAUCAUUUUAGGUGUAUCAUUUUAGGUGUAUAAAUUGCUUGCUCUGUUGGCUAUUAUCUUGAUAUCAUAAAUGUACAUUAUUUUACGCAUUUUCUGCCGAAUCUUUUGAGCCGUUCUUGUACUGGCACUCAGCGUAUCAGAAAACCAGUUGCUUUCUGUAAUGGAAGAAUUUAAUGCAACUAGUAGUUCCUAGACCAAACUAGGUGAUGCGAAUAUUGAAGCAUACCAAAUGCAUGUUCUGCUUAGGAUGAAAGGAAUAUGUCAAGUUUCAGCAGAGACGUGG